Molecule: messenger RNA, 2598 nt
Organism: Colletotrichum truncatum
Lineage: Eukaryota; Fungi; Ascomycota; Sordariomycetes; Glomerellales; Glomerellaceae
Product: alpha/beta hydrolase fold protein
Source: RefSeq, a predicted model, not a curated record
AUGGGCAUCUUUGAUUUUCGCUUGUCUUACCAGUGGCUCUACUGGACCGCGCCAACUGGAGAAGCCCCGGCGCCCCCCAAAGGUCUCACGCGACAUUGGAUUAAUACACCAUCAGGCAGGAUCGAGGUCCUUUCAAAUCAGGGCUCGAAUCCGACGACGGGGAAAACGCCCAUAUUCUUUAUCCAUGGCGGCAUGGGAAGCGCGUGGGUGUGGGCCGAGUACAUGCAGUACUUCGCGAAGCACGACAUCCCUUGUUACGCCGUCUCCAUGCGCGGCCACGGCAACAGCUGGCACCCUUCGUAUCUGAGGAUGGUGUACUUCACCACGAGGAGAAACCUGACAGACGAUGCCCUUGCUGCGCUUAAAUGGGUGCAGGAGCGGCAGGGCAGCGAGGUUCUGCUCGUGGGACAUUCGAGCGGUGGUGGUCUCAGCCAGGGUAUACUGUCUGAUGGGCAAGCCCACGUCAAGGGCCUUGCACUUCUUGGUGCCGUCCCAGGUUUUGGCUCAUACGGAGUCUACGCGAACUGGGCAAUGUUCGACCCUUGGUUCUCCGUUCGCAUGCUGUUCCACGGAUGGCACCCGAACUCGCCUCUCUCCCACCCCUUCCUGGUCAAACAAGCAUUCUUUGGAGACCAGAUGACGGAAGCUGGAGUUAUCAACUUCCAAAAACAUGUUAACCGUUAUGAGUCAUUCCUCUGGCCCAUCAGCAUGAUGAAGCCCUUCACCAAUGCCACCAACCUCAUUGGCUCAGUUGGCGAUUGGGGCAGCAGCGACCGCAUCUUGAUCCUGACUGGUGUGCAGGAUAAGAUGAUGACUCACGGCGUUAUGUCGAAGCUCGCUGCGACUUACAGAAAUGCGGUUGCUGAGCAGGCAGGCAGCAAAAAGCUUGACGUCAAGGUACGCGAGGUUAAACCUCUUGCGGGCGAGGGCGACAAGGAUGAUGAGGGCAGUGGUGGUCAUGGCAGCCUCCAUGCAAUCUACGCCGCCAUCGCCGCCUCCUGCGAUGCCCGCGGCUGGGAUGGCGUCGACAUCCUCAUCAUCGGCGGCGACUUCCAGGCCGCCCGCAACGCCGCCGACCUCUCCGUCAUGUCCGUCCCCUUGAAGUACCGCGCACUAGGCGACUUCUGGGAGUACUACGCCGGCAUCCGCGAGGCGCCCUACCUUACCGUCUUCGCUGCGGGCAACCACGAAGCCUCGGCGCACCUGUGGGAGCUCUACUACGGCGGCUGGGUGGCGCCCAACAUUUACUAUCUCGGCGCCGCCAACGUCGUACGGCUGGGACCGCUCCGCAUCGCGGCGAUGAGCGGCAUUUGGAAGGGGUUCGACUACCGCAAGACGCACCAUGAGAGGUUACCGAUGGGCCAUGACGAGAUCAAGAGCUUUUACCACGUCAGAGAGGUGGACGUGCGAAAACUGCUGCUUUUGAGAGAGCAGGUUGACAUCGGCCUCAGUCAUGACUGGCCUAGGGCCAUCGAGAAGUGGGGCAACCAGAAGGCUCUAUGGGGGAUGAAGCCUGCUUUCAAGAGGGAAUCAGAGGAAGGUACCCUGGGGAAUGUCGCCGCCGAGUAUGUCUGUGACCGGUUGAGGCCGCCGUAUUGGUUCUCGGCGCAUAUGCAUUGCAAGUUUUCCGCGUUGAAGAUUUACAAAGAUGAGGAUGGAGCAAAGGAUGCGGGUGUGAAGGCUGAGCCCAGCACUGCUGCUCCGGCGCCUGAGCCUGUUGCUGCCCCAGAGGGAAACCCCGACGAGAUUGACUUGGAUGGUGACGAAGAGGUUACCGACGCCCCUCCUGCUGCUGCUGUUCAGACGAAUCCAAACGAGAUUAGUCUCGACGACGACGACGUCGAGCCAGCCGCCACGCAAACGACGACGUCGGAGUCUACGAACAAGAACACAGUCCCAGAAGAGUUGCGUGCCCAACUUCCCGCCUCGUUCGCCCGUCCUCAGCAGCAACCAAAGAGAACGCCAGGCCAGCCCGUCCCGUCCACCAUCACAAACAAACAGGUCAACUUCCUGGCUCUGGACAAGUGCCUCCCAGGCCGCCACUUUCUCCAGCUUCUCGAAAUCCAACCCCACAACGUCCUCCCAGCCGAUCAACCCGCGCCGACGCGUCCGUUCCGCCUCCAGUACGACCCCGAAUGGCUCGCCAUCACGCGAGUCUUCCAUCCCACCCUCAAGAUCGGAGACCCGUCCGCGCAACCGCCGCCGGACCUGGGCGAGGAACACUAUGUGCCGCUCAUCGACGCCGAGCGCAAGUGGGUCGAGGAGAACGUCGUGGCAAAGGACAAAUUGGACGUCCCGCUCAACUUUGAGAUUACGGCACCUCCUUAUGCGGAGGGCGGCCCCGUCUCAGUACCUGACCAGCCGUUCGAGUACACCAACCCGCAGACGGCGGCUCUCUGUGAGCUGCUCGAGAUUGAAAACAUUUGGGACGCAAGCGAAGAGGAGAGGCUGGAGAGGAAAGCCAGAGGACCGCCUGCUGGGAACUUUAGGGGAAACCGCGGCGGCGGUAGGGGCUUUCACAGAGGUGGGCGCGGCGGUCGAGGGGAUAGAGGCGGCGGGAGGGGAGGUGGAAGAGGCAGAGGAAGAGGCUGGCACUAA